UUUGUGUACACACUGCAUUCUCAUAUUUAUAUUUCCUUUCUUUUCUCUCUCUCUCUCUCUCUCUCUCUUUUUAAAUGGUGUUUUCUCUUUCACCGCUUGCCAAUCUUUUUAAAAUGUCAGACACAAGUUCUGACAAUGACACGCAAGAUGACGCUUCAGCAUCUUCUGAUGUUCUCAUUAAAAAUAUUGUGCAGGAUCUUUUUUGCUACGAUACUGUCAAAAGAAAACGUAUUCUCGAAUUUUAUUUCGUCAAGGACGCCAUCAUGGUCACCCCGUUCAUGGCCGCUCGAGGAGUGCAAGAAAUCACAAACAUAUACGGUGUAUGGUCAAAUAUCAAUCAGAUAGAACCCACAAUCAACAACAUUGUCUUUGAUGGUCGCACGGCCGUCAUUCACUAUGUACAAAACAUUUGUCCCGCCGUGUUACCAACGACACGUUACACAUUGCGUAUUCCGGCCAUUACCACGCUGUACUUUAAAGAACAGGAAGGGUUGAUCAAGAUUUGUAAACAGCAAGACAGCUGGACCUUGGAAGGACUUGUCGAAGCGUUUCCAUUGGCAUCGGUAUGGUAUACCCGGUUCAUUCGUGUGUUGUUGGCCAAAGUGGCAGCAGUGGCAGGCGAUAUGUAUGAAGGAUCAUCGACGUGGCAAGAACACAUGUACUCUACAUCACAACAAGAGCAGGUCGUACUCGACAGUGCGAGCUGGCGAGAGUUUGAUCAACAGCAGCAAGAAGAGCGGAAAAAGAACAACAACGAGCUGGUGGAUGGCAUGAUUCUUUUGGAAGACAGCUAAUAAGAGAGGAUAUCUGACCCUGCUAACCCACCUACAUCCCAACCAUUUCUAUUAUCUAAUCGUUUGCCUACAUUCACCUAUGCGCACAAACAAUAACUUAUACUAGUAACUAGCUAAACAACAGCAACAGAAUUUGUAAUUUAAAACUUUGACACACAUAUACCUCUACUUGUCACUAUUUGUAUAUCUCUAUCCCUCUCUCUCUCACAAUUAUUAGUGGAGUGACUCACUCAUAUCUAUUCCUGAUAUCUAUACACUCUUCUAUAUCAUACUUAUUAUCUUUUUUAUAUAUAAAGCCUUUACUAUAUAUCCCUUUACUUAUCUGUCAUACCCAUUAAAAACAAUGUACCGUACAAAUUCAUGACAUAUGCGUCACUUAGAGGAAGACCACCCCAUUACUCUACACAUGAUGCGUUAUCGGUAG
Molecule: messenger RNA, 1218 nt
Organism: Zychaea mexicana
Lineage: Eukaryota; Fungi; Mucoromycota; Mucoromycetes; Mucorales; Lichtheimiaceae
Exons: 5
Coding region: 75-794 (239 amino acids)
Source: RefSeq, a predicted model, not a curated record